Rubroshorea leprosula is the source of this 2561-nucleotide messenger RNA. NCBI's taxonomy places the organism in Eukaryota, Viridiplantae, Streptophyta, Magnoliopsida, Malvales, Dipterocarpaceae. The record is from the annotation of a GenBank genome assembly.
ACAACCAAGCCCAGCUGCCGGUGACAUUUUCCCUUGAGAAAACCGGUAAGAAGCUUGGAUUUUCCCCUUAUUUUCUUGUUCAAGAACCAGAUUCGGAGCUUAGAAAUCUCCCCCCUGUAAGAGUUUCUAGAUCUGCUCUGCUUUGCUACUCCCGGCUGCUGCUCUGCUGUGUGGGGGUGCGAAUUGCUCGGGUUUUUUUUGGCCGUGAGCUUCUUCUCCAAAUUCUUGCUGGCUUCCCCUAGAUUGCAGCUCCGGUUGCUUGCUGGAAAAUUCGGUAUGUUGACAGCCCUUCCAAGCUUGAAAUCUCAUCAAUUGGUUGCUGAAUUAUCCAUGUAAUUAUUGCCCUGUGUGUCUGAAUUUUUCUGCUGGAAAUAGGGGAGAAAUUUGACAGUAAUUAGAGCAUAAUUGAGCUUAAUUCAUGUAUAAAUUAGCUUAAUUGACUACUGUGAGAUUUUGGAUAACAAUCCCGUGAAAUUAGCUAGUGUUUUGGCCAAUUUUGGAAAUGCAGUUACUGUUCACAUUCACUGUUCAUGAGUACUGUUCAUGCACUAAUGACCAACAAUUAAAGGGGGAUUUAAAUGUUUAGUUUGUAAUAUAAGAACGAAUUUGGAGAUAUUUGGUAAUGUGGAGAUUGAUAGAAAUAGCAUCGUGAUUAGGGAGUAGUCACGGUGAUUUUACUUUGAAUCCGUGGUAAGAUAAUUAAUUUUUGGAUAUUUUGAUUAGGUUUCUGAUCAUUCUAUCAGUUUAGCACUGAGAAAGUCUUCGAUUUUAUGCUGAUUUUAUGUGAGUGAGGCGAACCCAACUUCAAUCCAAGUCGCAAACCCAGGUGUGACCUGGAUUCAUUGUUCAUGGGUUCGUGAAGAACCCAAGCUUAGGUGGAUUCAUCUUGGGUUCUUGACGAACCCAGGUGCGCGCUGGGUUCUUCACGAACCCAGGAUCAACCCAGCUCAUGCUUGGGUUCCCGACGAACCCAGCGCGACCUGGGUGGGUUUGUCCUGAGUUCACGACAAACCUAGUAAAGAACUCGACUCAAUCUGUGGAAGCUAAGGACAGCGCGAGCUGGGUUGGGUUUGUUAGGAACCCACGAGCUGGGUUCCUUGCGAACCCAGGCUCCUGGGUUCGUUGGGAACUCACGAACUGGGUUCCUCACGAACCCAGGCUCCUGGGUUUGUUAGGAACCCCGGAGCUAGGUUCCUCGCGAACCCAGGCUCCUGGGUUCGUUGGGAACUCGCGAGCUGGGUUCCUCGCGAACCCAGGCUCCUGGGUUCGUUGGGAACCCGCGAGCUGGGUUCCUCGCGAACCCAGGCUCCUGGGUUCGUUGGGAACCUGCGACCUGGGUUCCUCGCGAACCCAGGCUUCUGGGUUCGUUGGGAACCCGCAACCUGGGUUCCUUGCGAACCCAGGUUCCUGGUUUCGCCUAGAGCACCCUCGCGAACCCAGGCUCCUAGGUUCGUUGGGAACUCGCGACAUGGGUUCCUCGCGAACCCAGUGGGAUUAUACACUAGUAAAUCGUGUGCCUGCCAAUGAGAGGUUUAUAACACUGGCCAUGACCUAUGGAGGAGAUGUCUAUUUCGUUUCCGUACUCAUACCUGUUUUUCGUGAUUGUACUGGAAGCGAAACCGAGGAUAGGGAAACCACGGGAAGUGAUGAGUUAGAAGGGUAGCCAUUUUGAGAUUUGAUAUAGAUUUUAGAAAUAAAUCAUGAUCUUGUAAACUAGACUUUAUUGGAGAUUUAUGAUAUUAGAGCAAAUUAUAAAUUUUGAUCUUCAAAUUUUGACGGUAUCAAGUUGUGGUAUGAUAAGUUCCGAGCCUUGUGCAUUUGUGGGACCCCUCUCAUAAGUGCACAGCAUUUGGCACGUCCUCGGAUUUGGGUUCUGGGGCGUGACAAACUUUGUGGUAUCAGAGCAUAGAUUUAAAUUAAAAGCUGAGAAUUAAAUUAAGCACCUCCAGAUUGAGUGAUAUUAGAGCUUAGGUUUAAUUGAAUACCUAGGAUUUGUUUUGGACUUGGCUAGCCAAUAACCAUGGUGAGAUGAGUGAUGGGGUUAUAUAAGGGACGAUUCUGAUUCAUGUUGCCUGAAUUAUCCAAUCCAUUUUGAUGAGAUGGUGAUCGGAUUGUUCUUGUUUCUUGCCUUCAUACCCUGUGUAGCUUCAUGAAAUUAAUCUUGUCUGCCAUGUUCUUAAGACCUUGUUUUGAAACUUGGUCAUUUUCUGAUAGUCUGCACUUGUCUAGACUUGUUAAUUGAAUAAAAUUUUUGUAUGCUCUUUUGCCACAAUUGUAAAAUCUGGGGAGUUGUAGAGAUUUUUUGCUACUGAUCUUAUUGGUCUCUACAGCAUAGCUGGUUGAGCAAUUUGUUCUGUUGUCACAUGACCAGUGGAAGAUGGGCAACCUUGUACUUUGUAAGAGAUUCAAGGCUAUUUUAGCAAAUGUUGUGUGUUUCCUAGAUGCGUUUUAGGAGCUGGAUAACUUGGUAAUUCUGUUGCUCCUUAUCUUCAUGGUCUUUUCAUGUGGCUCAUUUUUCUGUAUUGGUUAAUCAAAAACAGUAAUCAAUUUAAUUGAAAUUG